CUAACCCCGUUGUGCCCCCGCAGGUGCCAUGGCGUCGUUCCGGAUCCGGCUGUUCCGGGAGCAGGACUCGGAGGCAGUUCGGGCUCUGUUCGCCCGGGGGAUCCUGGAGCACGCCCCGGCGGGGUUCCGGCACGUGCUGCGCUCGGCGCGGGUGCGGCUGGCGCUGCUCGUGCUGUUCGUGGGCGCGCGGGCGGGCGGCGGCUCCUGGGUGCUGGGCCUGGGCGCCGUGGGGCUGGCGCUGGUGCUGCUCUGGCUGCUCGUGCGCUCGCUCAGCGCCGACUACGUGCGGGACGCGCUGGGCACCGACCUGUGCGACAUCCCCGGCACGUACCUGCGGGCGCCCGACUGCGGCUUCUGGGUGGCCGAGGUGGGGGGCUCGGUGGCGGGCAUGGUGGCGGCGGUGCCCUCGCGGGAGUCGCCCGGGGCGCUGGAGCUGCGGCGGAUGUCGGUGAGCCGGGAGCAGCGCGGGCGCGGGCUGGCGCGGGCGCUGUGCCGGGAGGUGCUGGGCUUCGCCCGCGCCCGCGGCUUCGGCGCUGUGGUGCUCAGCACCUCCAUGGUGCAGGUGGCGGCCCAGCGGCUCUACGAGGGGCAGGGGUUCCGCAGGGUGGGCGCCUCCAGCCCCUCCCUGCUGGGCACCCUCCUGCACUUCCAGAUCUUCCACUACCGCUGCGACCUGGGCGCCCGCGAUGGUGCCAAGGACGAGUAGCCGUGGCACGGGGGUCCUGGGACACGUGGCACUGCCGUGGCACCCCAAACCCGGCAUGCGAGGCGCUCCCUGGGACACGAGGCACUGCCCUGGCACCCCAACUCCAGCCCUGGCACGGCAGCACCGACGUGGCACCAAGACCCCGGCACGUGUGGCGCUGCUGUGGCACCCAAAGUCCAGCCCCAGCACGUGAGGCACAGCCGUGGCACCCGAGCCCGGGACGUGGGGCUCCACCGCAGCACUACCAGAGCACCCCAAACCUGGCACACGAGGCACUUCCACGGCACCCCAAAUCUGGCACACGAGGUGCUGCCACGGCACCCCAGCUCUGGGACGUGAAGCUCCACCACGGCACCGCCACGGCACCCCAAACUCAGGACAGAAGGCACUGCCACGGCACCCCAACUCCAGCCCCAGCACAGCAGCACCAACACGUGCCCCCAGGACGUGAGGCACUGCCACGGCACCCCGACCCUGGCCCCUGUGGCACUGCCAGGGCACCCAAACCCAGCCCCAGCAUGUGAAGUGCUGCCACGGCACCCCAGCUCCGGGACGUGAGGCACCACCGCGGCACUCCAGGCUCGGCACACAAAGCACUGCCAUAGCACCCCAACCCUGGCACUGCCGUGGCACUGCCGUGGCACCCGAACUGCAGCCCCAGCACGGUAGCACUGACUGUACCGUCCCUGUGACCCCGGCACAGGAGGCACCGCCGGGCACCCGAACCCCAGCCCUGGCACCAGAGACACUGCCACAGCACCCCAGCCCUGGCACCCUUGGCACGGCUCCGGCACCCCUGACCCCAACCUUGGCACUCCAGACCCCGGCCCUGGCACACAGGGCACUGCCCUGGCACCCUGCCCCGGCCCUGGCACACGCGUGUGGGGUGGCUGGGGGGCGUUGGCGGUGCCCAGACGUGCUGCCAGGGCCUUUCCCGGAUUUCCAGCAGUGGGAAAUAAAGAGAGACCGGUGGGAACA
This is a messenger RNA of Neopelma chrysocephalum (saffron-crested tyrant-manakin), 1684 nucleotides long. RefSeq names its product N-acetyltransferase 8-like. The coding region runs from base 29 to 706 and encodes 225 amino acids. The transcript has a single exon. Gene Ontology annotation, molecular function: N-acetyltransferase activity. The record is from RefSeq and is a predicted model, not a curated record. Lineage: Eukaryota; Metazoa; Chordata; Aves; Passeriformes; Pipridae.